Messenger RNA from Stylonychia lemnae, 348 nucleotides. Lineage: Eukaryota; Ciliophora; Spirotrichea; Sporadotrichida; Oxytrichidae. The record is from the annotation of a GenBank genome assembly.
AUGAUAGAUGAGGAAUUAUUAAAACAGUUAAGAGAGAAGAAAAUCGAAUAGCUAAAGAGGGAUUAAGAUAGUCAGUGGUGGUAGGCGGGUGAAGAUGAUGACUUCAAUCUCAAGAACAAAUUAUUAAGAGUUGGAUGCAGACCUUUGAAAAGGAAAUAUUUAUCUUGCCAAAAGGAAAGAGACAAUGAUGUAGAGUCAUAUGCUGAAUGUAAAAAACUGAGAACAUAGCUGGAUGAAUGCUAUGAGACAUUUUAGUUUGUGCAGAUACAAAAAGCCCAUGAGAAGGUUGAUUAGCAUUUACUAGAGACUACAAUGAGGAACUAGAAGUUGAGCAAGGACAAUAUCUGA